This is a messenger RNA of Dinoponera quadriceps, 7861 nucleotides long. RefSeq names its product collagen alpha-1(IV) chain. The record is from RefSeq and is a predicted model, not a curated record. Gene Ontology annotation, cellular component: basement membrane; collagen trimer. Gene Ontology annotation, molecular function: extracellular matrix structural constituent. NCBI's taxonomy places the organism in Eukaryota, Metazoa, Arthropoda, Insecta, Hymenoptera, Formicidae. Bases 1348 to 6999 code for a protein of 1883 amino acids. The transcript is spliced from 27 exons.
AUGUCGACCUCCCUAUUCCGCGACGGGUCUAGGGAGCCGAGAAGCACAGGCUAAAGCACGAGCACCGCACGGACAGGCAGUCACAAAAUAUCGCGCGGAACCCGGCACCGAGUAGACCGAUGGUGUGUGCGGACCGUCCCAUCCAGGGAGGGCUCUGAAUGGACUUCGGGUGGAGGGAAGGAAGGAAGGUGGAGGCGGCCGUCGCGCCGAGCCACGCCAGCUAGAAUUCCUCCGCCGAAAGGACCGGGCGAGAAGAGAGAGUUCCGCGCGCGGUCUCGACGUCUCGCCCGCGCUCACUCGCUUCGUUUUCCCCGACGACGUCGACGGCCAGAGAUCGGUCCCCUCUCCUCGUCUCUGCUCGCUCCUGCGAAGAGAGCGAUCGGAGUCUCCUGCCAGCCUGCCGCGAGACGGGAAGAAGAAGAAGACGACGAGGAAGGCGAGGGAGUGCACGAGAGGAAGAAAGAGAGAGAGAGAGAGAGGAAGGGGAGGAAGGAACGGACAGACGAGAGAACUCUCCUCCGGGGUUGCUUGGUAGGGGAACGAAGAAGAAGCAGCCGAAGAGAAGAAGAAGGAGGUGGAGGAGGAAGAGAGUACCAGGAGAGGAGUAGGAGGAGGAGCUGGAGUGCCGCCGCCGCGCUCUGCUCGCCUCUGGAGACCCGAACACGUUCGCGCGGUCGCGCGUCGCACGAGGACUGUUGCGCGGCCGCGAGGGACCCUACCGGUGUCGGUCGCGCCGGUUCCGAGAGCUCUCCGUAAGCCGUGUGCUUACGGAACUCAGCUGUGCCGCGGGGGAGAGCGGGGCCCGUCAGGGAGGCCGCGCCACUGCCGCGAGAGUGCCGCGAGAACCCGAGCCGACCACGCGCAAGGAUACAGGCCGCCGGAUGGAGUAAGAGGGACAGAGAGUGAGAGAGAGAGAGAGCGAGGGAGGGCGGAACAGAGAGACCGGGGGAAGAGAGAGAGAGUGACGGCGUGAAAGAGGUGGAGAAACAAGGAUAGAGAGGAAAGAGAGCAAGAGAGCGCGCACCUCCUCCGCCGCCUUCGGGCCUGCCUCGUGUACUCCCGUCUGUGUGUAGCGCCGAGCGAUCAGGAGGCUAACCGAGCCGUCUGUGUCUGGCCCUUCGACACGCGGUGCGUCGACAGGCUGACCGGCACGGUUGCGCGCACGCCAGCGCGAUACUGCCGUUGCUGUUCAGGCAGCAGCAGGACUACGGGCGCCGUCAGGACGAACGAGGAAGGACCGGCGAGAGAAAGAGAGAAAGAGCCCUCAGAAUCGGCCGUAGGACAAGCGAAGGUGGUAGAGAAAGGGAGAGAGAGAGGAGGAGGAGGAGGACCUAGGCCGGAGGCACGAUGCGGCCCAGGGCCGCGGCAACGUCAACCACCGGGGACGCGGGCCGCGGCAUCUCGCGGCCGAUCCCGCUCGUCGUCCUGCGAGCCACCUGCGUCCUUGCCCUACUGGUGCUCGCCGUCACGUGGAUACCGGUCGCCGACGCUGUGAUCUGCAGAGACUCGUACAAAUGCAACUGUGCCGGAAUCAAAGGGCAGCCGGGAUACCAUGGGAUAUCUGGGCCCAGCGGGACGGAGGGUCUUCCAGGCGACAUCGGGCCCGACGGACCACCCGGACCCAAGGGCGAGAAGGGAGCGGGCGGGGAGCCCGGAGGUACCGGGGAGAAGGGCUACCGAGGUGAAGAUGGUAUACGAGGAUCUGAUGGAAAUCCGGGACAGUCCGGUCAUUCCGGUAUAUUCGGUGUGACGGGUCCGGACGGCCUGGACGGAUGCAACGGAACGGACGGUCGCCAGGGUGCACCGGGUAUGCCCGGAGUUUACGGGCCGCGCGGUAUAAUGGGACCGAUAGGAGAUCAUGGUCCUACGGGAGAACCUGGUGAUGGAGGUAUCAAUUCGGUCGGUGCCAAAGGAAUUCGCGGAAAUCCCGGUAUAGACGGGCCAGAGGGUUAUCCAGGAGCGUACGGGCUCACCGGCGAAAUAGGCUAUCCAGGUGACACCGGCGACUUCGGUUUCCCAGGUGCACCCGGAUUGCCGGGUUUGCAAGGCGACCGUGGUGAUACCGUCUACGGUGUGAAGGGUCAGCCUGGCGAACAGGGUGACAGAGGAGAUGCUGGACCACCGGGUGAAGAUGAAUAUAAGAAGAUAGAAAAAUCGACGCCUGUGAAAGGUCCAACUGGACCAAAGGGCAUGAAAGGCGACUUAGGAAGUUGGGGCCUCAAGGGAGAAAUGGGUAUCAGAGGUCCACGGGGUCGAUCAGGCUUCCAGGGCGUUAAAGGUGUGAAAGGGGAGCAAGGUGACGAUGGACCAAGAGGCAAGCAAGGUGUCGAGGGCCCGCCAGGCCCAGCUGGUGAGAAAGGAGAGAAAGGAGCCCCAGGAUAUGCCGGAUCACCUGGACCGGAUGGGACUGACGGAGAACCAGGAGAAGAAGGAAAUCGCGGUCCACCUGGCAAACAGGGUGCCGAGGGAGAGCUUGGGUUAUAUAUUCCAGAACUCGACGAGAUAAUUGCCGGAAAUAUCGGAAUACAAGGAGAUCUUGGUCCUCCCGGUGAGGCUGGGGAACCUGGAACACCUGGUCAGACUGGAAAAGUAGGCUUCAUAGGACCAACGGGGCUACCAGGACCUCCGGGUAUCUCCGGUUUGGCGGGAGUGAAGGGCUCGUCCAUAAAAGGAGAACAAGGAGACGACGGCUUACCGGGACCUAUCGGACCUCAAGGGCUUCCCGGACCACCCGGUUCACCCGGAACCGUGGGAGCCAAAGGAUUCCCUGGUGUAUCGAUAAAUGGACCGCCAGGACCUGACGGCAUCCCGGGUAUUCCGGGAGCGUUAGGCUCUUCUGGUGAUCGCGGUGAUCCCGGUCCUCCCGGAGACAAGGGUUUCCCCGGGAAAGGCAUAAGAAUCCGUGGACCACCUGGAGAACGAGGUCUGCCGGGCACACCGGGUUUCCCCGGUCCCGAUGGCUGGCCCGGUAGGCCCGGUUCUAAGGGCGCCAAGGGUUUUCGAGGAGACGACUGUGGCGUGUGUUCACCUGGUCUACCUGGUGAGAAAGGAGAUCGCGGUGAAUCUGGUUUGGACGGGUAUCCGGGUUUGUCGGGUUACCCUGGACUGCCUGGUCCUCGAGGUCUUAAAGGAAUACAAGGGGUACGAGGUCCAAUCGGACCUCUGGGACUUGAGGGUGACAACGGAAGAGUUGGUAUUGCGGGAGUCCAAGGACCCAAGGGCGAACCAGGCAAGAUAUUCUUUCCUCCAGGCGAGAAGUUUGUGAGUCCGCCGGGAGACAUCGGCGAGAAAGGCUUACCUGGACCGGAAGGACUCAGAGGUCCGCGAGGAAAACCGGGACUCAUCGGUGACACGGGCGUACCUGGACCGAAAGGAGAAAAGGGUGAACAUGGCGCGCCAGGAUUGUCGGGAAGGGACGGUUUGCCGGGAUGGGACGGCAUACCUGGUGAAAAAGGUGAGGACGCUUCGGUGCCGGUCGUUUUCUUGCGCGGAGACCCCGGAUAUCCAGGGGCAACAGGGGUCAAAGGAAUCGAGGGAGACAAGGGUAGCAAGGGAGAUGUUGGAGAAGCCGCAGAACACACUCAAAAAACUAGGGGCGAGAAGGGCUUCAAGGGUGAAAGAGGAUCUCCCGGUUGGCCUGGUUCCAAAGGCUUCCAAGGACACAUAGGAGACGAAGGUCUAAUAGGAUUACCCGGUGAGUAUGGCUCGCCAGGUAUCUCGCCUCAAGGUCCUAUAGGCUUGAAAGGUUACCCCGGAAUGCCGGGAGAUCAAGGAUACCGUGGUACAUCAGGUUCCCCUGGUUCUCAGGGACCAGUAGGUUUUGUGGGUCGCUUUGGCAACAAAGGUGACCGAGGAGACCCGGGUACGAACUUGAGUUACGGCGAGAUCGGAGAACGCGGAUGGUACGGUGAGAAAGGAAACAUCGGUAAUCCUGGUCCUCAAGGGUUCACCGGACGACCAGGAGAAGAUGGUUCGAAAGGUGUCAGGGGUGCAAAAGGAGCGCCUGGUUACGAGGGACUGCCUGGACUUCAAGGGACCAAAGGUCAGCGUGGCGAUAGUGUCCAAGGCAGUCGAGGUCUACCGGGUAUACCUGGGCAACCUGGAAUGUCUGGAAGAAUUGGAGAUAUCGGCGUACCUGGUCCCGAUGGUCCUUCCGGGUUUGACGGAAUGAAGGGCUUGAAGGGUGAAGUGGGUUUCAUCGGACGACGUGGUGACGAUGGUGACACGGGACUUCAAGGAUACCAAGGUAUGCACGGUAUACAAGGUCGGGCAGGUGCCCCAGGAAAGAAAGGAGAAGUCGGCGAGACCGGCAUGCCAGGUCCGCCUGGUUGGCUCGGUGCCGACGGUAUAGACGGAGCGCCCGGACCUAAGGGAGAAAUGGGAGACGCCGGAAUCCCCGGCGUGCCGGGAGUGGAAGGAUCGCCUGGAUAUAAAGGUAUCAUGGGUGAUUCUGGUCCUGAUGGAUACCCUGGCCCUCCUGGCGAGAACUCCUUCAGUGGUCCUCAAGGUGAUAGCGGCGAGCCUGGUUUCAUGGGAGAAAUCGGACCACCCGGUCUGACUGGAUUCGACGGCCGGCCGGGAUUACCUGGAGAACCAGGAUUGUCCACCGACGGGUUCAACGGCUUGCAAGGGCAGAAAGGUGAACCUGGAUUCGACGGAUUCGACGGUCCUGAGGGACCAAAGGGAGAAAUCGGUGACAUGGGUCCUGAUGGAUUUAAAGGCGAGCGAGGAGAUCGAGGUUUCCCUGGAAGGCGGGGCUUACCGGGUACACCCGGUAGACACGGUUUGAAAGGUGCAAAAGGUCCGAUCGGUCCCGCUGGAUUCGAUGGAUUGAAAGGAAAACGCGGUCCCGAUGGCGAUCCUGGCUUGAUGGGUCGACCAGGAAUGCCGGGCGAGCCGGGUUUCGGAGGAGUGCCGGGCAUAAUGGGCGCUCCCGGACCUAAGGGCUACACAGGCGAACCUGGUUCGCCGUCUUACGCUCUCGCGGAGAAGGGUGAUUACGGUAACCGCGGCUACGACGGUUUCCCCGGUGUGAAAGGACAAGUGGGCGAGCCAGGAUAUAUCGGAAUAUACGGCCGCAAGGGUCAAACCGGAGACCGAGGGCACCCGGGGCCCGUCGGUUUCCCAGGAUUGCCCGGUUUCCCUGGUCUGCCAGGUGAUGAAGGACCUUCCGGAUUUCCAGGUGUCACUCCUGAAUUUGCCGAGCCCGGUGAGAUUGGUCGCGCUGGUCUGGAUGGUAUGCCUGCUAUUGCAGGACGUCCAGGACAAAAGGGGGCUCCCGGUGAAUACGGUCCAAACGGACCUAAAGGAAUCUCUGGGGAUAUAGGCGACAGCAUUCGCGGGCCUAGAGGAAUCGUCGGAGAACCAGGUCUCAGAGGAUUCGUCGGCAUACCGGGCGUACCGGGCUUGCAAGGAGUGCAAGGCUUCCCUGGGAUACUAGGCCCGAAAGGUAUACGCGGAGAGCCAGGAAUACCCGCGGGCAGCGCCAAAGGACAACCUGGCGAGCCUGGAUUCCACGGACUGGACGGUCGAACGGGACCGAAAGGAAUAAAGGGUGAUAGUGGUCUAUCCGGGUUUAACGGACUACCCGGACUGAAAGGAGAAAGAGGAGACACUGGUGAAUCCGGUCCGCUCGGAUUGCCUGGCUCUGACGGGCCUCAAGGGCCAAAAGGAGAACUCGGCAUAAAUCCUUUCCCGCCGUUCCCGAGACGAGGACAGCGUGGUGAUAUAGGAGCACCAGGAUUGCCAGGUUUCCGUGGACAAGACGGAAUGAUGGGCGAGCCUGGCAAGGACGGUCUACCAGGACGAGAAGGUGAGAGAGGUAUGAUUGGUCUGCCUGGACUGCAAGGACCGGAUGGCGAAGAUGGGCCCAUAGGUUACCCAGGACCUCGUGGAGCAACUGGACGUCAAGGAGCACCAGGCCUCCCCGGCGCACCUGGUGUACCUGCGCCGAACGGAAUCGGCCCGAGGGAUAGAGGUUUUUACUUUGCUCGUCAUUCGCAGUCCGAAAUGAUACCGACCUGUCCGAGAAAUUCCGUCAAGUUGUGGGAAGGAUUUUCUCUAUUGCACACUAUGGGCAAUGGACGGGCUUACGCGCAGGAUCUCGGCGCCGCCGGUAGCUGCGUCAGGAAGUUCUCCACCAUGCCCUUCCUAUUCUGCAACUUGAACAACGUGUGCGAUUACGCCAAUCGUAACGACUACAGCUACUGGCUGAGCACGACCGAGCCGAUGCCGACGAUGAUGACACCGAUACCGGCACCGGAAGUUGGCAGAUACAUAUCGAGAUGUUCCGUCUGCGAGGCGCCGACUAGGGUGAUAGCCGUUCACAGUCAAUCCAUGGCCAUACCCGAAUGCCCGGGUGGCUGGGAGGAAAUCUGGGUCGGAUACAGUUUCCUCAUGCAUAGGGACGCGGCCGCCGACGGUGGUGGUCAAUCACUGGUCUCCCCGGGAUCCUGCCUCGAGGAUUUCCGCGUCCGGCCGUUCAUCGAAUGCCGUGGCCUGGGCAGCUGCAACUAUUUCGCCACCGCAACGUCCUAUUGGCUGGCGACGAUCCGCGAUGAGGAGAUGUUCCGCAAGCCGCUGCAGCAGACUCUGAAGGCCGACCACACGUCCCGGGUGAGCCGUUGCGCCGUGUGCAUCCGUCGGCGCGUCACUGAGGCUCACGGAAGGACGGACCUGAAGCCUUUCACGGCCAACAGCGAGCGAACACCGAGCAACGUGCAUUAUCCUCCGUCGCCACGCUACCCGCCCAAUUACCAGCCGCCCAGAACGCGGCCCGGCCAAGAGAGAUACCCCGGCCACCAGGACAGAUACUCCAGCCAGGACAGAUACUCCUCCAGCCAGGACAGAUAUUCCAGCCAUGACAGAUACUCCAACCAGGACAGAUACACCAACAACCAAGACAGAUAUCCGAGCAACCGAGUUUACAACCAACGCAGGAGGGGUCGCGUGCGCGGCAGACAGGGCGAGCGACCAUCGGAGUCCGACAAUCAGCCGUAGGGGAUGAUACAAGAAGUGCGCACACAAUACCGAACACGCGAGCGGCGUCAGUGACGUGCCAGGGCGUAGCAAGCCUAUGUAUAUAAGAAAACCAGAAACUCUCUUUCUCUUCUACUAGUUAAGUUAUAUAUGUAACGGGUCCCGGGCGUACCCUCUCUGGUCCGUGGAAUUUGGGGCCGGGUAGGAAAGCGUAAAUAAACACUUGAAAGGCGAUUAGGGGAGGCCGAAGUAAGCCGUUUGAGAUAAUCCAGACGACACGGAGGUGCGAGGAACAGGGAGACCGCUAAGAGGGAUUUCUCACGAUAUCGUUUGCACGGCCUCUCGCGUUAAUUGGGAAAGAAAUCGUGUGUCAAUAAACGUUCGCUUUUCUCCCUUUUUUUUUUUGGAACAGGGUCGAUCGACGUAGUCUCGAUGACGAGGAAAACACGGGCCGGAAGAAGCGGGUUGCUUUCUCGAAGCCACUGCCAUUGAAACUGACACCACGGUUUGUUUAUCUGAAAAUUCUUAUCUCGGGCCCCUCUAUCGCGCUCUUGAGAAUUCGUCGAUGUGAUUCAUUCCCAUCCUGUCUACAAGGUCUACGCUCUCGCCUCUCGGCCACUUCAUCUCUUCCUGCGCGCCCGAUAAAGAGAGAAAGCAACGCCGGCUGCCGUGAGAGCCGUAUAACUGCCGUAUGCCAAAUAGAAAAAGGACCUGUCGCGUCCCGUCGUAAACUGCCAAUAACUCAGCGAUCGCCGACGCGAUAUAUGAAAAAAAAGAGCACUAUAAUAAUUAAAUUAACGUGAUAUAUGUUGUAUCGCUAUAUCGUAACUAUCUAUGUACCGCAUUGAAUAAAGAUCGUUUUGUAUACGCUACAAAAGUUACU